GAUGAUGGUGAGGUUGGUGCAGGUGCGAAAUUAUUGAAUUUAUUGGAAUUGAUGAAAGCGAAAAAUGUAUUAGUGAUCAUUACUCGCUGGUACGGAGGUAUACAUCUUGGACCGGAUCGAUUUCGACAUAUUUGUAACUUGGCACGUCAGAUCCUAGUGGACAAUGGUUUUUCUGGUCGCACUUCUUAACUUUAAGUUUUCCCGUUCAUCUUACUUUUGAAAUAGAUGAAAAUGGAGGGUGAAGAAUUCUCGAAAUGCAGUCUCUGAAUCCGUCAAUGAUAAAUAGAUAUGAUUAUGAAGAUGAAUUCCUGGCACUUUUUCAUGAAACAUGUGAGGAACUUUUCCAAUUUCGCUGUAUUUUUGUAGUUG
This is a messenger RNA of Loa loa (African eye worm), 369 nucleotides long. RefSeq lists its product as hypothetical. Gene Ontology annotation, cellular component: cytoplasm. The transcript has a single exon. Gene Ontology annotation, biological process: regulation of translational initiation. Lineage: Eukaryota; Metazoa; Nematoda; Chromadorea; Rhabditida; Onchocercidae. The record is from RefSeq and is a predicted model, not a curated record. The annotation marks the transcript as partial.